AUGUCAUCUGAAAACCUCAGACUAUUUAUGUAUGGACAGUUUGUUGAGGCCGAAGAUUGUAAUUACUAUAGUGGAAUUGUAUACCCCAAAUGUGUUCCGUUCAGUGUGUUCAAUGCAAUGUCAACGUUUACAGUCAGAGAUGAUGACGUAUGGUUAUUAAGCUACCCUAAAGCAGGUGCAGCUUGGAUGAUGGAAAUUGCCCAUCAUAUAGCAGAAUAUGAGAGUCAUGCGACAGAUGUGGUUCUGUUUCCAGAGUUUGCGAUUUCUGAGCAUGAACCAAACUAUGAAGUGAUUUGUGAAACACAGUCCCCAAGAUUUAUUGCCAGUCACUUACAAGGAAGUUUGUUACCUCCACAAUUAGGUGAAUCCAAUGCAAAGAUAAUUUACAUAGCACGUAAUCCUAAAGAUGUAGCAGUAUCGUUAUAUAAUCAUUACCAAGUAGACACAGCUAUACCAAACGUCAAGUCUUGGGAUGUAUUUUUUGAUGCUUUCAUUAGAAACGCUGUUGUGUUUGGCAGCUGGGCGGAUCAUACUCUAUAUUGGUGGCAAAGACGAGAAAAAAGCAAUGUGUUGUUUAUCACCUAUGAAGAGUUCAAACAGAACCGAAAAAACGUCAUGAACCAAAUUAGGGAAUUUUUGGGAAAGGAAAUAGAGACAAGUAUACUGGAUGACAUUGAUAAGAAAUCAGUGUCAAAAAGAGUGUUGAACAAGGAACAAAUGAAAGAGGCAUCAAGAUUUCCAAAACAAGGUAAUAUUGGUAUGUGGAAGAGAGUAUUCACCAAGAAACAGAACGAACUAUUUGAUAGGGAGUACGCUGCCUGGAUUGGUAACAGUGGAUUGAAAUUAAAAUUCUAA
Molecule: messenger RNA, 855 nt
Organism: Saccoglossus kowalevskii
Lineage: Eukaryota; Metazoa; Hemichordata; Enteropneusta; Harrimaniidae
Product: sulfotransferase 1C4-like
Molecular function (GO): sulfotransferase activity
Source: RefSeq, a predicted model, not a curated record